Messenger RNA from Gavialis gangeticus (Gharial), 720 nucleotides. RefSeq names its product chromosome unknown C22orf39 homolog (gene CUNH22orf39). Lineage: Eukaryota; Metazoa; Chordata; Crocodylia; Gavialidae. The transcript is spliced from 3 exons. The record is from RefSeq and is a predicted model, not a curated record. Bases 58 to 375 code for a protein of 105 amino acids.
CAUUCUGAUUGGCUCGCUGGGCUGAGGAGGCUGCGCCGAGGGGGCAGGGGCAGUAGCAUGGCUGACAGCGGCGAGUGGCGGCCGCCACGAGCCUGUGGUGAUUAUUGGUCUGAAUGGAAACACUGCAAGGGCAUCCAAAACCUCUUCCAUCACUACUACACGUUUGGAGAGGCUCCUUCCUGCGCUCAGUGGAAAACGGAUUACAAGGACUGCAGAGAGUGGGAGAGAAGCAAGAGUGCACAUGCUAAGGAAUCUCUCUGUAAGAGUGAAAGAGCCCGGAUUCUGGAGAAACAGAAACAUGCUCCUGUGUGGACGCUGAGGAAAGGCCCACCAGCUGAUUGGUACCUUCCACUUAAUGAAGACAAACCAAAGUAGUAAUAGUAAUGGCUGUGUUUGGCCCUUUUAUAACGGAAGACAAGAGCAGUUCAUGCAGUCUUUUCCACUGAGAGAUGCAGAAGCUACAAAACUGUAGCAUCUGAUCAAGUCAUCUCAGCUUAUUUUUGUUCCCAUUGGUCAAACACUUGACUAGUACCCAGUUAUAUUUAAUGUUUUUUAAGACAUGUCUUCCUGAGAUGUAUUUAAGAGUACAGUCAGGGUGGCAAACACCAAAGAUGCAGUAGAUCUGCGUUUUGCUCUGGUGAAAUUAUUCUUAGGUGGUGGUGUGUUUUUGUAAACGUGUUUGCUGAAAUAUUAAAAAUAAAAUUGUAAAUGGCAUCCACA